Molecule: messenger RNA, 1817 nt
Organism: Neurospora tetraspora
Lineage: Eukaryota; Fungi; Ascomycota; Sordariomycetes; Sordariales; Sordariaceae
Product: inorganic pyrophosphatase
Exons: 3
Coding region: 133-1449 (438 amino acids)
Biological process (GO): phosphate-containing compound metabolic process
Cellular component (GO): cytoplasm; nucleus
Molecular function (GO): magnesium ion binding; inorganic diphosphate phosphatase activity
Source: RefSeq, a predicted model, not a curated record
AGCCGCGGCCAAAUGGAACCGAGUGAGCGACCAGACUUUAUCACAGGAACAGGGCAUCCGAAUACCUACAGCACCCCUCCCGACGCUUUUUUCAAACCAUCUCACCUGCCGUGACUCUACGCUAGCCGUUAAAUGCAGUCUCAGAGCCUUAUCAGGUUGCGGUUGCUGCCAAAGACGCGGUGCCGGCCAUUGCACUUCCCGUCCCAGAGCAACUUAAGCACCAGACAGCACAGCACGCUUCCGCUCCCGCACCCGCGCCCGGGCCCGUCGUCGCAGCCACACAUCUUCCACGGCCACGGCCACCUCCCGUCCAUCCAAAACAUGCCGCCACAAUUCGGCCGUUCCGGCCAAUCGGAGGCCCGCACGCUGGCGUCACUUAGCGGGCCCCAGUCCAAUUCCACCCACACCCGGACCCAGACCCCUCCCCCUCCAUCUGGCAAUGGAUCGGGGGGAGCUGCCCAAUCUCCGAAUACAAAACCGCUGUCCACCCUGGCGAGACCAAACAUCACCACCGCCAUUUCCUCCGCCAGAACACAACAGAUUGCCCGGCAUCUCUCGUCGAGCUCAGUCGCAACUAUGGCUUCCCAGUACAGCAUCCGCAAGGUCGGCGCUCCCUACACCUUGGAGCACCGCGUCUACGUCGAGAAGGAUGGCGUCCCCGUCUCGCCCUUCCACGAUAUCCCGCUCUACGCCAACGCCGAGCAGACCAUCCUCAACAUGGUCGUUGAGAUCCCCCGCUGGACCAACGCCAAGCAGGAGAUCUCCAAGGAGGAGCUCCUGAACCCCAUCAAGCAGGACACCAAGAAGGGCAAGCUCCGUUUCGUCCGCAACUGCUUCCCCCACAAGGGCUACCUCUGGAACUACGGUGCCUUCCCCCAGACCUGGGAGGACCCCAACUCCAUCCACCCCGAGACCAAGGCCAAGGGUGACAACGACCCGCUCGACGUCUGCGAGAUUGGUGAGCUCGUCGGCUACACCGGCCAGGUCAAGCAGGUCAAGGUCCUCGGUGUCAUGGCCCUUCUCGACGAGGAGGAGACCGACUGGAAGGUCAUUGUCAUCGACGUCAACGACCCUCUUGCCUCCAAGCUCAACGACGUUGAGGAUGUUGAGCGUCACCUCCCCGGUCUUAUCCGUGCCACCAACGAGUGGUUCCGCAUCUACAAGAUCCCUGACGGCAAGCCCGAGAACCAGUUCGCCUUCACUGGCGAGUGCAAGAACAAGGACUACGCCAUGGACGUCGUCCGUGAGUGCAACGAAGCCUGGGAGCGUCUCAUCACCGGCAAGACUGCCCCCGGCGGUGUCUCUACCACCAACGUCACUGUCCAGCACUCCAACAGCCGUGUUGCCCCUGAGCAGCUUCCUCCUCUCCCCGCCAACGAGGAGCUCCCCCCUGCUCCCAUCGAUAGCUCCAUCGACAAGUGGUUCUUCAUCAGCGGUGCUUCCGCUUAGAGAGCUCAUUUGUUGAGAUAGAAUAAAGACAUCUUUUUUUGGCGCCUCGUUGUCUUGAUUAAUUCGUGAACCGCCCUCCAUGGGUUAACUGUUAUCCUCAUAUCUUUGUUUUGCGUAGAGUUGGACCCUGUUUCGAUAACAUGUGUCUGGAAUUUGGUGGUUGUAGGGUUCGUACUGUCAGAAAUGGGUCUUCUCUGAGGCUGUAGUCCGGGCCAUAGGAUAGGAACUUGUGGAGGAGAUGUUGACAUUCUCGCUCCAUGAGUUUUGCAGAUUCUAUGUAAAAGGGCGGUGGGUGAAUAGACCAUCGAAGAGCAAAACACGAUCCGCAAUAAGAGGCAGCCUUUUACCGUCACCAUGUCAACACCGGU